Helobdella robusta is the source of this 375-nucleotide messenger RNA. RefSeq lists its product as hypothetical. Bases 1 to 375 code for a protein of 124 amino acids. The record is from RefSeq and is a predicted model, not a curated record. The transcript has 3 exons. Lineage: Eukaryota; Metazoa; Annelida; Clitellata; Rhynchobdellida; Glossiphoniidae.
AUGUACUACACGGAUCCAUCACUAACUUCUUCCGGUAUCCCAUUUUAUCUUCCUCCAUCCGUCAACAAUUUUAGCACCGGUAGACCUCCCUAUCCUUAUCCCUCUGCAGCUACAUACGGUCCCUACAAUUCCUCCCUCCAGGAUCAGUAUCCCGUCGGAGAGUUGAAUAUCAGUAUGGCGGAAACCCGUGUCAAUAGCACCGAACCAAAAUUCGACAACAAUAACAACAACCACCACCACCACCACAACAACAACAACAACAACGAUAAUAAUAAUAAUGUUAAAGGUAGCACGGAGCAUCGAAACGUCAAUGACUUUGAGGUGUACAAAUACAAAUACAUAAACACAAAUAAUACUAAAAUUAACUUUAUUUAA